This is a messenger RNA of Orcinus orca (killer whale), 5598 nucleotides long. RefSeq names its product inhibitory synaptic factor family member 2B (gene INSYN2B). Gene Ontology annotation, biological process: inhibitory postsynaptic potential. The transcript has 4 exons. Gene Ontology annotation, cellular component: postsynaptic density. NCBI's taxonomy places the organism in Eukaryota, Metazoa, Chordata, Mammalia, Artiodactyla, Delphinidae. The record is from RefSeq and is a predicted model, not a curated record. The coding region runs from base 1192 to 2799 and encodes 535 amino acids.
CUCCCUCCAUCUCUUCUGUGAGGGGCUUCCUCCAAGAAUUCAGCCGGUGGCCACUAGAGGUCUUUCCUUUUCACAUGGUAGCUGCCGUGCAGUUUUUCCGGCUUUUUAUUUAUUCCUACGUGAGCAGACCCACUACACUUCUUGCAUAUAAACAGUGAAAAUUACAAUAUAAAGGACUUAUUAUUUCUCCUUUUGGAGUAAUUCUGCUGCUGGCCAAAGCCUGGCUCAUUUUGCAAAGAAAGGAAGGAUAUUCUCUGCAGGUAAUUCCACUGCUUCAAAAGACUCUCCCUGCCUGGUGGCAAAGACUGCCAGGUCCCAGACCCUGACCCCGAGGCCAAGCGAACAAAGGUUUUGGCUCAAAUACCCAGAAGUUGCAGACGUGGCUCACUUUUCCCACAUGUGAACUUCAGCCAAGACACCACGACAGGGACUCUGCCCCCUGAAUGCCCUCGGAUGCCUCAAUCCUGUCCCCAUCACACGCCACUGGGUUUUGUGAGGCUAUUUAGGCAGAUAAGUUUCCCUCACUGAAGAAAAGGGAAACAGCAUGAAAGAAAACAAUGGCCCCAAAGGAAGAGUAUGUGAUUGACGUAAAUGGGGAUGUUCCCUUAGGAGCAUCAUGUAUCAUCAAAGAAGCCAAGCCCCAGGUCAUUUAUUUCUCUGCCUGUUUACAUGAAAUGGAAAGAUAUGUUUAAGUUUCCUGUAGUUUUACACUGCAAAUUGCCGCUCCCAGAAAGGAAGCCGUAUGUUCCAGACGUAGCAGGUUUCUUUUGGAAUUCACAUGUUGGCAGUCUGGCGCCAUCCCCUAAAUGGUACUUUCAUUGUCUUUUUGUUCAAGACAGCAAGCUUCUUCCAGGAUCAGAACUGCCUGCCAGCCUCCGUUGAUAAACAGCCCACCAGCUCUCGUGGUAGAUCAGGUUUAAUGAUUAGCCUAACUCCUUGUUUACCUAAGUGGCAAUUACCACUGCAAUGGAAUAAUAUUUUAACUGCAGGGGAAGCAUUACGGAGAGCCCCCCAAGAAAACCUACUGGCUGGGAAUGGCCAACAGAGCUGCCCAUACUCAGAGGAGAGGACCACUCCAUCCCGGCUGGCAGAUCUCUGUGUCUGAGAUGCUGUCAUUAGAUGCUGCUCCAAAGACCUAAGGAAAUGUGCCCAGGAGAAGUGUAUGGUCCCAAUCCUUUCAACUGAGGCUCAAUGGCCCAGCAAAGUAUGAAAGUGAGGCCUGUGCUUCUGAAGCAUAACAGUCUAGAGUCGGUGGAGCUUGCGAAGCAACCUCACCACCGCAGGAGCAAAUCUCAGCAGGUGCGAUUUAAGGAAGAUGGCACCAGUAAGACUCCACCUGCCCGAGCGGAGGUUGACAUCCAAACUCCUGAGCACCCGGCUGUAAUGGGCGAGACUCAGGCCUCCGGGCACCAUCACCUCCCCACCUACUCACUCUCCUUCCCCGGGUCCCAGAAGGCAGGGGGCUUUCGGCACAUCGCCAUCCAAACCUCCCCCAGUCUCAGGAAGCACUUCCCAGUUUUCAAAAAGAAGAGACUCACAGCUAGCAAGUCCCUGGUGGAAAUGCAGACAGCAUCCCAAAGUGCCAUCCAGGUGAACGGCAAUCUCUCUGAACAGGACAUUGUGUCCUCUGACCUUGCCUACUUAAGGCUGUCUCGGCAUCUUGAAGAUGGGUCUCAAAGGGUCAAGGCGUCCCACCCAUUUCUCCCUAGAAUGUCCAAGGUGCAAAGCAAUGGGCCUGUGAGCAUAUGCUUGGAAGCAGGGACAUGGAGGGCCUCAGAGAAAGCAACAGCUGCCAUUCAGGUUCCAGAUGAUAUUUAUCACAGCCCUACCUGGGCAGGUAGAGAGUCCACUUUCAGCCCAGACAGGUCUGCUGAGAUUAGCAACUCCAUACCCACUUUGGUUGACAUGUGUCCAGGUGAUGGGAGAAGAGUGCCACCGUCAGAUUCAGAAAGACCCCUCUCCUGCUUAAAUGCCACCAGCGGUGCCAACCACAUGCCCGGCACAGGGAAACUUAAACCUGAAAUGCUUUUGCCCAAAGAUAACUCUGAUGACAAAGACCUUGGCCCACUGUCAUCUCAGUCAAAGGAAACGUGUGUUCCCUCACAUCCACAGACUCACAGCUCCCCUUCGCCAGGCUCCCACAGCCAGCCAGCCCAGCCAGGGGGAGCUUCAGAUUGUGCUUCAUUGAGUAACAAUCACCAGGAUCUGCAGUCACUCAAAACUAACAGUGAGUCAAAAUCUGCCCCUGUGUGUCAGGAGCAGAUGGCAAAGAACCCCUUCCAGUCACACAGCCCAGCGUUUCAAAACUGUCCAGAAAGCGAUCACCUCCCAUCCUCUCUUCCAAGGAGGGAGACCGAACGGCAGGGCACCACGGAGAUGGGUGCACUUAAUCCAAUCCACCUGGCACAGGGUGAGUUCUGCGACCUCCAGGGCAGGCUGCAAUCCGUGGAGGAAUCUCUGCACUCAAACCAAGAGAAAAUUAAAGUCCUUCUGAAUGUAAUUCAAGACUUGGAGAAAGCUCGAGCUCUCACAGAAGGGCGCAACUUUUAUCGAACUGGCCAAGAUCUCAACAACUGCAGGACCUGCCAGAACACAGCGUGCAUCAUAUACAGUGUAGAAUAUGACUUCCGGCAGCAGGAAGGCAGGUUCCAUGAAGUUCUACAGAGUCUGGAGGAAGCAGAGCCAGUUGAGGAGGCAUGUCCCCCACCAAAGUCCCCGGCAGAGCCCUCAGUCCCUGAGAAACAGGACUUAAGGCGGAAAACCAAGAAGGUGAAGAAGAAAUGCUUCUGGUGGAUCUGAGCUCAUGGGGACCUUUACCUCUGCCCUUCCCGAGGUGGGGAACCACUGCCCUCAGGCCUUCUCUACUUCUUAGCGAAGGCCCCAGGCUAUGAGCCACUCGACCUGUGAAACCAGAACAACUUGGGCUGGAUUACCUGCCACUGGACACAUGACCACACCUCACCUGAGUGCGUGCCACUGCUUGCUGAGGACCUCACGGACCCGAGUGCCCACUUGCCUAGCUUCCUGUCACACAUCCUGGUUUGUGAGUCUAGAUUCCCACCAUGGGCAAAUCCCCCAUCGCACUUUCCUACACCUCUGUAACGCUAAGCACUUCCUGCCCAUCCUGGGUUCAUCGUCCUAAAGGAAAGAAACAAAAAUGUUGUGCAGAGCAGUAAGAUAGAGGAGGAUUACAAGCAGAUACCCAGAGAAAAACAGAUACCCAAACUGGCAGUUUUCUAAGAUAUUGGCAUACAUGAGCACAACAGAAGUGGGCAGGACAUGAGAACGCAAGAUCACCUUGUGGGUUGGGUCCUCUUCAUUUUUAAUUAGCCCCUUGAUCCCAAAGCAAGGAUUUGUCAUUUCAUGCUGUGUGGACCUUAAGAGUCUGUGGCAGAGUAAGCUCACCACAGGGUAUACGGGACUUGCAGGUAUGACUAUCCUACAGUUGUAGCUACUCCAGGGCCCACCUUAAAUCAUCCUGCUUCUCAGUCUGAGGCCUGAGACUGCCUGGCAAAUGGAUGGGGUCUGGUUUGGGUUUGAACUUUAAGAUUCCACAGUUAAUUUCUCUGCAACAUUUAAGAUCAUGAGAUCCAGCAGCCUAUCUGUCCGUUUCAUCUUACCAGAAACAUAAAUAAGACUAAGACAAAACACAACACUGGUUCUCGCCCAUUCACCCCUACAGCAGCCUUGUAGACAAGUUCAAAGUAUAUUAAUCUACACAAUCUCCCUUCCUGGUGACCAGGCAAUGGUCACCUGAUUGAAGAAGCAGCAGAACUGGGGAUGAGGAUAUAUUUUUUUCCAUUUUAGUAUUAAAGGCCUUUCCUUCCCAAAGUCUGAAUUCUUUUAGGGUCUGGCUCAUUCUUUUGACGAGACCUCCAUACAUGUGGGUCCAGUCAAACUUGCAUGGCUGAACAAACAGCUAAAGUAAUGUCAUUCAGCAACUGCUACAUACUCUUAGGGACGAGGGCUAGGUUGGCAAGGCUCAUAGUCCUUCUUGUUAGACUCUCUACCAGCCUGUGGUUGGAUUGAGGCUGCUUAGAAAAGGCAUCCUAAACUCAACGAGCAUUCAGUGAGGAAGGCACUUCAUAAUCCCCUUUGCUGAAGACUGGGGUCUGAGUUAGAGUCUUUGCAGAGUGCAGCAUCCUGUGUAAACAUGGGACGUACGUUCCCCGCUGCAAAUUGAGGCUAACUGAGCAAACCACCCGGACACUUUCACCUUCCCCUGUCCCUGCGCUGCAGUGCCCAAAGCUAUUUCAGUGACAGCAAGAGGGAAAUUUGGCAAGGAAUCUUGGCUGGCACUAUAAAAUCCUGGAAUGUCAUUCAAGAUGUUCUUGUUCUGUUUCUAGUGUAAUGUUUAAACCCACAAAAUGAGACCGGAAUACAUAACGUGAAGUUAGAAUUAAGAUAAAUACACUUGUCAUACUUAAGCCACGUUUCAAUAAGAUAUGGUACCAUUGGCUAAAAGCCACAGAUUUUUCAGUAUGUAUCCACACGAUCAACUCUCAGUUGACCCCAACAACCGAAAAGAACAGCACAGAGGAUAAUCCAGUAAAGCAAAAUCAUUGGGGAUCUCAUAUAAUUUUAUCUUGUAGGAGCGCUUCCAUCUUAAUUUGCUUUGCUUCCGCUAAUUUUCAAAUUAAUUUAUGUUCCUGGGCGGCACAGUAAAAUGGAAAUAAUCCUAUUCCCAGAAUUAAGACACCCAGGCAACAGACCAGUCUAUUCCAAGGCCUGUUUGUCUAUUCCCGAGUGGAGAUAUGAACACCUACUCUACCUGUUUUAUAAAGUCCGUGCACAUGCCAACAUCAAAUGGGCAGAGCCACCCAGAGGUGAUCAGGAUCAUUUGUCAAAGUCAGCCUGUAAUGAUGAAGAGAUGUCUGGGAUAACUCACACAAAAUGGAUAAUCCAACAUUUGGAUAAUUAAGAAGUGUAUGCUGUCAUACACUUCUGUUGGGGUGGCGGCCUUGGGAUAAACCCUCAACUGAGUUAGAUGAAACAGUGGUCUGAAAAGGUUGACAUUUCUAGAGAUAAAACCAAACAAGGCUAUAAUGAUUCUAUACCAAAGCACAACACAACAUUGCUUGGGCCACCAACCUGAAACUGGGAAGGAAGUCUCUUCUGAAAAUUGAACGUUUAAAAUUGUUAUGGGGGAAGUGGAUUCAGUAAACACAUUCCUGCUAAACAAAAACGAUCAUCUCUGUGUUAAAUUUCAAAAAGUAUACAUAUACCAAGACUCUAUAUUCACCUACUCAUGGGAAAAUUGCUUCUUUGUAAAGUAUUAUGUAACAUCUACCAUGAUAUCCUCCAGAAAUGCUGUACUUGAAGUUAUCUGGUUUUACAGAGCGAUAUUAAUUUAGCAAAGGUUACUUUUAUAAAAUUGAAAGGUGAAGGACUGAUACAUCACCUUAAGUUGCAGGCGUUUAUGUAGCUGCUUUCUCUGUAGUUAAAAAAAUGUGUACUCGCUAUACUUGGAACUUAAUACCAGCUCAUCUAUAGAGCACCUUCUUAAAGACUACGUACUAAUGUAAGGUUUUGUAAAUUUCUAAACUGUUUUAAAUGGGAUAUUAUCUUUUGCAAUAAACUUACAUAUUUUUCCUAGGU